This is a messenger RNA of Clonostachys byssicola, 1428 nucleotides long. Lineage: Eukaryota; Fungi; Ascomycota; Sordariomycetes; Hypocreales; Bionectriaceae. The record is from the annotation of a GenBank genome assembly.
AUGGCGGAAUCAACUACCAAAAACGGUCCCCAAGUUAAUGAAGGGGACAUCCCUCCACAAGAGAGUACACAGUGGCAACCAUCUUCCUCAAAGCUUUCCAAAUGUCUCACCAGUCUCAAUGUCUGCAAUGCUAAGACAUACACCAAGAUGUACAAUGCCUUGACCGGCAUGGGCGGAUCUGGCCAGGUUGAUUCGACCGUCGCUGCGAACGCCAACGUAGCUCUUCUAUCCGCCACUGCCGGUACGGCUCUUUUAGUUGUUGGGCCCUUGUUCACCCGCGUGGGACCCCGAGUUUGCUUCCUCAUCGGUGGUUGGACAUAUGCCCUGUAUAGCGGCAGCCUCUUACACUUCAACCAUCACCACAAUGGGGCUUUUGUGAUUGCUUCAGGGGCCCUUCUCGGAGUUGGUGCCUCUUUCAUCUGGAUCGUCCAAGGGGCCAUCAUGACGACUUAUGUUGAGGAAUCCCAAAAGGGGCGGGCUAUAGCAGCGUUCUGGAUCAUUUUCAACCUCGGAGGAGGAAUUGGCUCUCUCGUGUCCUUUGGCCUCAACUAUAAUUCUAAAACGAGCACAGUUUCGGAUUCCACGUAUAUCGCGUUGUUGGUUAUCAUGGGUUUCGGUUGGCUGCUGGGUAUAUUCAUCUGUUCUCCUUCUCGGAUCCGCCUAGCGCAGCUACACAAUGCAGCGGAGACGGAGAAGCGGACUAUCAAGGGUGCCAUGCAAACGGCAGUCAGUACUCUCUUCAAGUGGCGUGUCGCUUGCAUGAUACCUCUUUUCUUCUCGGCCAAUGUCUUUUACAGCUACCAGCAGAAUAAUGUUAACGGCCUAACCUUCAAUAUCCGCACCCGCUCGCUGAACAGUGCUCUAUACUGGAUCGCGCAGAUGUUGGGGGGGAUGCUCAUUGGGUUCCUGCUGGAUCUGCCUUGUCUCGACCGCCCAGGGCGUGCCCGCCUCGGCUGGGGUUUUCUUCUAGUCACCGGCAUGGCGGUCUGGGGCGGAGGCUAUGCGUUUGAGCUGUGGCAUGAAGAACGCAUGGCUCAAGGGCUCAAGCAAGAUAUCGACUAUACCCAAGGAAAUGUUUCGACUGGUCCCAUUUUUUUGUACAUCUUCUAUGGCGCUUAUGACGCUCUCUGGCAAGGAUUUGCUUACUGGAUGAUCGGGACUGAGUCGAAUAGCGCCGGUCGUGCCGCUGUUCUUGUCGGUGCCUACAAGACGUUCCAGGCUACGGGCGGAGCCAUGGCAUGGCGUAUCAAUGCACAGGGGGCUAGUGGAAGGACGCAGCUUGGGAUGGACUGGGGCUUGUGUAUUGGCGCGUUGGUCAUUGCCUUGCCUGCGGUCUGGACUGUGUCCAAGUCGACGCCUAUAGAGGAGGAAGCUGGGUAUACUCCGUCAACUGAUGUCGGACUCAAGAAAUUAGAGGAAGAAGCGUAA